Ochlerotatus camptorhynchus is the source of this 6269-nucleotide messenger RNA. RefSeq names its product ADP ribosylation factor guanine nucleotide exchange factor Sec71 (gene Sec71). The coding region runs from base 582 to 5840 and encodes 1752 amino acids. Gene Ontology annotation, molecular function: guanyl-nucleotide exchange factor activity. NCBI's taxonomy places the organism in Eukaryota, Metazoa, Arthropoda, Insecta, Diptera, Culicidae. The transcript is spliced from 3 exons. Gene Ontology annotation, biological process: regulation of ARF protein signal transduction. The record is from RefSeq and is a predicted model, not a curated record.
AAAAAGUAAAGAAAAAGAACGACAGUGAAAAUUAUCUCUGACGAGACAAAAAUCCAUAUUUUCGCAAUUAGGAAUCAUCUAAUUGCGUUUAAUUUGCGUACCUUCGGUGUCGGGAUCUGCAGUUUACGUGAGUGGUGCAAAAUUUGCGUCGGGCGUAUCAAAUCGGGUGUGUUAUUCGACCAAAUGCAAAAGUAAGAAUUUUUCAUCUUCCAUCGCCGCCCCACCUGUGUUGCCCAUAGGUAACUGCAGCCGAACCGCAGCGCACUCCAGCUAUCGUCCGCGGUUGGCUGCUUGCCAUCCAGAUUGCAGGGUUUUUUUCUUUCUACAUUGUCCUCUUUUAAGGUGACAAUGCACUGCGACUGGUGAUGAAAAAUAAUGUUGAAGCCUAGGUUUUUGAUAGGUAAUAAUGGCUAACAGUGCGUUUGCUUUUGGAAGACGGUACGUGGAUUAAUUCUGAGUGCAGUUGAAAUACAAAUAGUGAAAUUUGAUACCCGCAGCGAAAAGUUGCUUCAUCUGGUCGUUGUGAUUCCGUCACAUCCGGUCGGCGAGACUGAGUGGCUACGGAAAGCUUGGGUAAAAUUAUGCCAACGAUAGCCAACAGCAAUAACAGUAACAGUAGUGGCAGCAGCAUUGGAACGGCUAGUGCCAGCACCAAAACGAAGGAAAUGUUCAUUGUCCGGGCUCUGGAGAAGAUCCUGAGCGACAAGGAUAUCAAACGGUCGCACCAUUCCCAGCUGAAGCGAGCCUGCGAUGCCGCGUUAGAGGACAUCAAGGAAGAGCUCAAGGAAGCCGGCCAAAGUGAGCCGAAUGGAGAGGUUCCGGUUCCGUCAGCGGCUCUGCCGCUGCCCAAGAACGAUUCGGCCAACAUCAUCAAUGCCGAAAAGUACUUCCUACCGUUCGAGUUGGCCUGCCAGAGCAAAACUCCUCGGAUCGUCGUUACGGCCCUGGACUGUCUGCAGAAGCUGAUCGCCUACGGACACCUGACCGGAAACAUUCCGGACUCAUCCAAUCCGGGCAAGUUUCUGAUCGACCGGAUUGUCACGACCAUCUGCAAUUGCUUCAUGGGACCCCAGACGGACGAGGGCGUUCAGCUGCAGAUCAUCAAGGCCCUGCUGACGGUGGUCACUUCGCAGUACGUUGAGGUGCACGAAGGGACGGUUCUGCAGGGAGUGCGCACCUGUUACGACAUCUACCUGUCCAGUAAGAAUCUGAUCAAUCAGACUACGGCGCGAGCUACGCUGACGCAGAUGUUGAAUGUGAUUUUUACUCGAAUGGAAAAUCAGGCUUACGAGAUGGGUUCGAGUGCGGUGGCGGCAGCUGUCGGGUCGCCGAAUGCCGGACACGAGGAAGCUCAGGGGGCGGCAGAGGAGAAACAUCCCGAUUACGACAUGGUACGCGGAAUAGUGGAUGAAAUUGUGGAUAACGUCAUGGCAGCUGCGGCGGCAGCUGUUGAAGAGAACUCGAAGAAUGCCUCCACGGCUUCCGAGGGAGGGGAUGCCGAGACGGGAAGCAUCGGUGGCGUGUCCAACAACGGAACGGAUAACACUUCGAUCGCACGAGUCCCUUCGCAGGAAAGCAUGGAAGUAACCAGCGAGAACGAUAGUAUCGUUACGGCAAAGUUCACUCACAUUCUUCAGAAGGAUGCAUUUUUGGUAUUUAGAGCUUUGUGUAAACUUUCGAUGAAACCGCUUCCGGAGGGACACCCGGAUCCGAAAUCCCACGAACUAAGAUCAAAGAUUCUGUCGCUGCAUCUGCUGCUAUCGAUUCUGCAGAAUGCGGGACCGGUCUUCCGUUCGAACGAGAUGUUCAUCAUGGCCAUCAAGCAGUACUUGUGCGUAGCGCUGUCCAAGAACGGCGGAAGUUCCGUUCCGGAGGUCUUCGAGCUAUCACUGUCGAUCUUUGUUGCUUUACUUUCCAACUUUAAGAUUCACUUGAAGAAACAGAUAGAGGUUUUCUUUAAGGAAAUAUUCCUCAACAUUUUGGAAGCUACCAGCUCCUCGUUCGAGCAUAAAUGGAUGGUAAUACAGGCAUUGACACGGAUCUGUGCCGAUGCUCAAAGCGUCGUGGAUAUCUACGUGAAUUAUGAUUGCGAUUUCUCGGCUGCAAAUCUGUUCGAGCGAUUGGUUAACGAUCUUUCCAAGAUUGCUCAAGGAAGGCAAGCGUUGGAGCUGGGAACUUCGGUGAAUCAGGAGAAAUCAAUGCGCAUUCGAGGGCUGGAGUGUUUGGUGUCAAUUCUGAAGUGUAUGGUCGAGUGGAGUAAGGAUCUGUAUGUGAAUCCCAAUUCGCAAACGACCUUGGGAGAUCCGCCACCGCCAACCGUGGCCAGUGCGAAGAGCCCAGACGAAACUCAAGAACCGAUGAAGUCUCACGGGGGAUCGACUGUGAGCAUCAACUCGGUUGGAAGUACGAAUACGUCCGGUGGUAACCGGGAAGUUCUUGAUCUGCCGUAUGAGCUGGAAGAGCGAAAACAGCGGAAGGAAGUGAUGGAGAUGGGAAUCGAUAUGUUCAAUAGGAAACCGAAAAAGGGUAUCCAGUUUCUGCAGGAGAGAGGGCUGCUCGGGACCAGUAAUGAGGAUGUGGCAAAGUGGUUACACGAAGACGAACGACUGGACAAGACGCAUGUUGGGGACUAUCUGGGUGAGAAUGACGAUCAAAGCAAAGCUGUGAUGUGCGCCUAUAUUGAUGCUAUGAACUUUGCCGAAUUGGACAUAGUGGCCGCUUUGAGGUACUUUUUGGAAGGUUUUCGACUUCCGGGUGAAGCGCAAAAAAUCGAUCGAUUGAUGGAGAAGUUUGCCAGCAGAUAUUGCGAUUGCAACCCGAAUAAUACGCUGUUUGCUUCGGCUGAUACGGUUUACGUGUUGGCGUUCUCGGUCAUCAUGUUGACUACGGAUCUGCAUUCUCCGCAGGUGAAACACAAGAUGACGAAGGAGCAGUACAUCAAGAUGAACCGGGGGAUCAGUGAUAACAAGGACCUACCGGAGGAGUAUCUCUCGCAGAUCUACGACGAAAUAGCUGGUCACGAGAUUAAGAUGAAGAAUACAGUGGCGAGCAAACCGGGCAAGCAGAUCAUUGUGAACGAGAAGAAGCGGAAGCUUUUGUGGAAUGUUGAAAUGGAAGCACUCUCGACGACGGCAAAGAAUCUGAUGGAGUCCGUGUCGCAUGUGAAAGCUUCAUUCACGUCGGCAAAACAUCUGGAACACGUCAGACCAAUGUUCAAAAUGGCCUGGACCUCGUUCCUGGCGGCGUUUUCCGUUGGACUGCAGGAUUGUGAUGAUCCGGAAAUUGCUAGUCUCUGUCUGGAUGGAAUUCGGUGUGCUGUCCGGAUUGCUUGCAUUUUCCAGAUGACGCUCGAAAGAGACGCCUACGUGCAAGCUUUGGCUCGGUUCACUCUAUUGACGGCCAAUUCACCCAUCAAUGAGAUGAAGGCCAAGAAUAUUGAUACGAUUAAGACGCUCAUCAUGGUAGCUCAUACGGAUGGAAACUAUCUCGGAUCUAGCUGGUUAGACAUCGUAAAAUGUAUUUCCCACCUAGAGUUGGCUCAGUUGAUAGGCACGGGUGUUCGACCGGAGUUCCUGUCGGGUCCCGCAUCGCAUCGCGACGCUUUGGAUCCAUCGGCUAAGGAGCACAUUGGUGAAACAAGUUCUCAAAGUAUUGUGGUUGCCGUGGAUCGAAUUUUCACUGGAUCGAUCCGGCUCGAUGGUGAUGCCAUCGUGGACUUUGUCAAAGCACUGUGCCAAGUUUCGUUGGACGAGUUGACUCGGCCACAGCCUCGGAUGUUCUCGCUGCAGAAGAUUGUCGAAAUUUCCUACUACAACAUGGGACGUAUCCGUCUGCAGUGGUCCCGAAUUUGGCAGAUUCUUGGCGAACAUUUCAAUGCCGUCGGGUGCAAUAGCAACGAGGAGAUUGCAUUUUUCGCACUGGAUUCCCUCAGGCAGCUAUCGAUGAAGUUUAUCGAGAAAGGAGAAUUCACCAAUUUCCGCUUCCAGAAGGACUUUUUGCGACCGUUCGAGCAUAUUAUGAAGAAGAACAAUUCACCCGCGAUACGGGACAUGGUCGUACGGUGCGUGGCUCAGAUGGUCAACUCCCAGGCUCAUAAUAUAAAAUCCGGUUGGAAGAAUAUCUUCUCCGUGUUUCAUCUGGCAGCCGGUGAUCAUGACGGCUCGAUCGUGGAGUUGGCGUUCCUGACGACGGGGAAAAUUAUUACAGAUUUGUACCAAUCGCAGUUCUCGAUCAUGAUCGAUUCAUUCCAGGAUGCAGUAAAGUGUUUGUCCGAGUUUGCCUGUAAUGCUAAGUUCCCGGACACCAGCAUGGAAGCAAUAAGACUAGUCCGGACGUGUGCCCUAUGCGUGAAUGAUGCUCCGAAUCUGUUUGCAGAGCAUGCCGGUAUGGAGAAUGACGUGUCCGUUCCCGAGGAAGAUCGAGUUUGGGUCCGUGGAUGGUUCCCGAUGCUGUUCUCGCUGUCCUGCGUGGUGAAUCGAUGCAAACUUGACGUUCGGACCCGCGGUUUGACAGUUCUUUUCGAGAUAGUCAAAACGCACGGUGAUGCCUACAAGCCCAACUGGUGGCGUGAUUUGUUUAACAUUCUAUUCCGGAUUUUCGAUAACAUGAAACUCCCCGAGCACCACUCGGAAAAGGCCGAAUGGAUGACGACGACCUGCAAUCAUGCUCUGUACGCAAUUGUAGACGUGUUUACCCAGUAUUUCGACAUUCUUGGACCGAUGCUGUUGAAGGAUCUGUACUGUCAGCUCCACUGGUGUGUUCAGCAGAACAACGAACAGCUCGCCCGUUCCGGAACCAAUUGCUUAGAGAAUCUUGUCAUAUCGAAUGGCCUCAAGUUCAAUGAGGAUACAUGGGACAAAACUUGCCAAUGCAUGCUGGACAUUUUCAACAGUACCCUACCGAAUGAACUGCUUACUUGGAAACCGGAUCCGCAUCCUCAGCUCAUCAAUCACAUUGCACAUUAUCCGCAAAAUGGCGACCUCCCACGGCACGGCAUUCUCAAGCGAAGUCCUUCACAGCACUCUGUUCAUAAUCCCAUGGAAGACCCGUCCAUGAAAUCAACCGAACUCAACCAUACCGCUACCCUAUUUUCCAACCUCCUGAUCAAGUGUGUCGUCCAGCUGGAACUGAUCCAAACCAUCGAUAACAUCAUCUUCUUCCCGGCGACCUCCCGCAAGGAAGAUGCCGAAACACUUGCCCAAGCGGCCGCCGAACUGUCUCAUUCGACUGGUAGCGGUAGCGUAAGUUUCGCCACCGGAUCCGUCCUAAAUCAUUCGUUUUCGACCGAGGAGUGCCAACGAGAGGAACAGGGCAUGUACAGUUACCUGAACACGCCUCACCUUCUCCAGCUGAUCGAUUGUCUCCUGCAGAGCCAUCGGUUUGCGAAGAAGUUCAACUCGAACCACGAACAGCGCAACGUGCUCUGGAAGGCUGGCUUCAAAGGUUCGUUGAAGCCGAAUUUGCUGAAGCAGGAAACGCAAUCCUUGGCGUGUGUGCUGCGAAUUCUGUUCAAGAUGUACAGUGACGAAAGUCGACGGCGGGAUUGGCAGGACAUCGAACAGAGGUUGAUUGUCGUGUGCACGGAAGCGUUGGACUAUUUCCUAUCGCUACAAAGCGAACCGCAUCGGGACGCGUGGACGUCGCUGUUGCUGCUGGUGAUGACCCGAUUGCUCAAGAUGCCGGACUCGAGGUUCGCAGCGCACAUUUCCAGCUACUACGUCUUGAUGUGCGACCUGAUGUGCUUCGACCUGAAGCCGGAACUGCGCACCGUCCUGCGGCGGGUGUUCCUGCGCAUUAGCCCGGUGUUUGGAAUCUCCACUUCCGCUCACAGCGCCACCUAGUAUCAACGGAAGAGUGGUGCCUCGUUGCCGGGGAUUGUUCCGGCAGCACAUCACCUUCAUCACCACCAACACCAGGGAAAUCGCGAGCAACUGCGCAAAGGUACGGGUGGCCCCGUCGUUCAUCAGCAGCAGCACCAACUUUCGUACGCACGGCGUAGAUCGUUGGCAGGUCAGUUGAUCAACAAUCAUAGCAAUACUGUUAGCACUGAUAGUGGUUGCAGUGACGGAAGUCGACACCUUUGUUCGGGGGUUGUUGUUAAGCAGGCCAGAGGCAGUAAUUGGAACAGAAAACCAAGGUUGUAGUCAUUUUACUGGGAUUUUUAGCUUAUUUCUACCCAUACGUUGUGUAUGUUACUGUAAACGAGAGAUACUUUUUACGGUAUUUUUAUUUUGUACUAAACUAUUAUUCAUAUACCUAUCUAUACAAAA